AUGGCGGCAAAUGUUCGAGAUCCGGCAUUCUGGCGGCGGUUUUCAAUGGCGGUCCAUUUGGAUGAAGAGAAGGCAAACAUCUCGGAUACCAGGUCAACUUCAACUACCUCGUCAACGGCACCCUUGAGACAUACGGAAACAUGGCUUGAGCGACAUCGGAGGAAACAGCGUCGAACUCGAAUAAUAGGUUGCAUUAUCGCCCUCGGCUUUAUCGCUGUCAUUGUGGCCGUCGUUAUGGUGCUGCUGUGGUUCGCGAAAGUCGGGCCAUUUAAGGACCAGUCGUCGUGA
Messenger RNA from Fonsecaea erecta, 288 nucleotides. RefSeq lists its product as hypothetical. The record is from RefSeq and is a predicted model, not a curated record. Lineage: Eukaryota; Fungi; Ascomycota; Eurotiomycetes; Chaetothyriales; Herpotrichiellaceae. The transcript has 2 exons. Bases 1 to 288 code for a protein of 95 amino acids.